Drosophila eugracilis is the source of this 1044-nucleotide messenger RNA. RefSeq lists its product as uncharacterized. The coding region runs from base 30 to 932 and encodes 300 amino acids. NCBI's taxonomy places the organism in Eukaryota, Metazoa, Arthropoda, Insecta, Diptera, Drosophilidae. The record is from RefSeq and is a predicted model, not a curated record. The transcript has 4 exons.
UGGAUCAUUGUGCCCCAGAACUGAAUCAAAUGGAGGAGUGUCCCCUUUCUAUGGGUCAUAUGGUGCGCCCCCAAGGCUUCAGUUUGGAGCAACUACGUCAAGCCUUGGGUAACUCUGUCAUUAGGGAGCAUUGCUAUUUCAUUUAUGGCACUAACAAUAUUCUCCAGCUUAUUUCAGGAUUUGAUGAAUUACUGAAUCAGGAAGUAAUCGAAUUCGGAGCACAUCAACUGGCUCCGAUUUAUGUUACCGGGAUGAUGGUCUAUCUACUACAUCACGAGAAUUUGGCAGCAACCCAAGUCAAAAGGACACUCUUCUUGCAGAAAUGCUUUGAGUAUAUGGCCUGCACCGAGGAAACCCAUAUCCACCAGAUAUGCGUGGCUAUGCUGGGUCUGUUGGAUACCAACAAUUCCAGCGUUAUGCUAAACUUAAUCAUCUGUUGCCGCGUGGCCAGUCCACUUAGCACAAUGGGCCGUGUCAUCGGCAACUGCCUAUUAUGGGCCAUGUUGGAUCGCCUUUCGGAUUUGGGCCUGGAUUCGCACCGAUUGCGUUCACCUGGAACGCUUCUGCUCGUCGUCGCAGUGGUAAAUCCCCGUGUUUACGUCCAAUCCUAUUUGCAUGCUCUGCAUCUGGUGGUACGCUUGAUAUCUAGCCUUUUACUGCUUGGACCACUCGGUAGUAACGCCCAGCAGUUUUGCCAAGAGACCGGUGUGCCGGUAGAGUUGAUGCUACUCUCCAAAGAGGAUUCAACUAUCUUGGUUCGCUGGCUAAUCGCCAUUGUUGAGGAAAUGCGUCCGCAGAUGGUGGAUAACGAGGAUUUAGGACACCUACAUGAGCGUCUGGUACUUUUGGAGGCCAUAUGUGAGCUAAUGCAACUCCUGCAUGGCCACUUUGUAAAGUACUACCAGGAAAGAAACGCCAUAGUUCCAAAGUAAAGGGGCUAAAAAAGCGAAAAUUGCUAAAACUAAAUGUUUUUCAAGGUUUUUUUAACAUUGCAGCUUCCGAAAUAAAGAGUAGAGUAGGCAUUUUAUGCCUAAUGCUUCGAAA